AUGGCAGCGGCGAAGCGCAGUGCAGGGUCCGAGGCCAAGGAGGGUGCACCGGACAAAGGCGCGGCUAGACUUCCUGCGACGCGGGUGGCUGCGGAGCGGGCCCCAAGGUCUAGGGUGACCAGCUCAUCCUGGUUUAUAGGAAAGGUUCCUGAUGUUAGAACUGAAAGUCUGGAGGUCCAGGAAACUCCUCAGUUCCAGCACGCAAGAUUUAAUGGUGGGACGUGUCUUUCCUUCCAUCUUUCUUGGCUAGAAAUCAGAAUGAGAGGUAUUGCCUUCGGUGGUGUUUUUAUCUUAUUCUGGCUCUUACGUGAUGCUGGAUGUUUGAUUUGUAGAUACUGCAACCUCUCCGUCCCAUUCCAUGGAUGUCUUUUAGACUUUGGAACCUGCAUAGCAAAACCUGGUCAGCAUUGUAUAAAAGAGGUUCACAUUAAAGGUGGAAUUCAGUGGUAUUCAGUUAAAGGCUGCACAGAGAACACAACUGUGUGCUUCAAGAGAGUUAUGAAAUCUUCUGAAAUUCACACUACUCACUGCUGCCAUCGUCCUCUGUGCAAUUUCUGAGCCAAUGGCCCAUCUCUGAACUGCUUGACUGAUCAGUCAGUUUCAAAGCCUGACCUGGUCAUCCCAAGACAGCAGCUACCGUCCAUCGGCCCAGUGCAAAAACCUCAGACCUGUGCAGGUGGUAGGAGUUACUGAUUUGGGCUUUCAAGGUGCCCAACUCUCCCCAUCACCUCUGACAUUUCAGAAACAUUCCUUUCAACACCAUCUCUCUCCUCUCUUUCUGCUGAAUUCCGCUUCUGUUGAUUUCAGGCUACAAAGAAGUGAAAAUGUGAGUGAUUCCCUGAGUCAAAUUACGCACAUCAUCUCUAGUUGACUAAUUUUCCUAAAUAUUUCCGUACUCCAAAAUACAGUUACAAAUGAAUGUAUCACAAGAUACCAAGAGACCUGAAAGCGUUCAUUGGUUUCCAAAGCAAACUGCCUUGCUCUUUUGGGGUAAUUUAUGAUAAGUGAGAAAGUGAUUUAGCAAAUACUAGGAAAAAUAAGCCAGGAGUCUGUGUGUGAGAAUUAUAAACCCAAAUGGUAAAGGGCUCACGCAGGUGCGAAGGUUGGCACUCAUUUCUCCCAUCUGCAUUAGGAUUUGCCCAAAUUCUGGAUAUCCAUAUCUUAACCACGCCUGAGUGCUUUGGCUCAUCUGAUUUUGGCAGAUUAAGCAAUUCCACUCGAGCAGAGGAAUAGGUUCCCAUCCACAAGGAAUUUAAAAGGGUUAUGAAUAUGCUUUGAACUGCAUGUCAUUUUUUCAUGUGCUACAUAUUCAAUUAUUCUCAUUUGAUGCCCUACUUCCACAAUUUGAGAUUGUUGUGUUUUAAAAUUUAAAGUUGUUUUUCUCUGUAAUUCCAGGAGUUUGGGAAAUCCAAAUGAUAAAUGAUAAACCUCAAUAAAACCUUCUUUUAUUGUCUUUUUCUCAGAACCUAAGACAACAUCUCACACACAGUGGGCCCUCAACAAAUGCUUUUCUAUAAACUUUGAAAAAAACCAAACAUUAAAAAGCCCAAGGAAACUAGGCAUUUCCCUCUACAAUUAUUUCAGCCAUAUUUCUUAGACUGUAUUUCUUAGGAAAAAACUUUCUUCAUCCUAAGAUUUAAAUCUAUUUGCCAUUAUUCUCGCACUUUAUGCAUCAGCCACAUUGGUAAACGGUGGUUACCCCAGA
Molecule: messenger RNA, 1705 nt
Organism: Equus caballus (horse)
Lineage: Eukaryota; Metazoa; Chordata; Mammalia; Perissodactyla; Equidae
Source: RefSeq, a predicted model, not a curated record